Periophthalmus magnuspinnatus is the source of this 2320-nucleotide messenger RNA. Its product is annotated as sodium-dependent phosphate transport protein 2B-like. The transcript is spliced from 13 exons. Gene Ontology annotation, biological process: sodium-dependent phosphate transport; intracellular phosphate ion homeostasis. Gene Ontology annotation, cellular component: apical plasma membrane; vesicle; brush border. The coding region runs from base 243 to 2180 and encodes 645 amino acids. NCBI's taxonomy places the organism in Eukaryota, Metazoa, Chordata, Actinopteri, Gobiiformes, Gobiidae. Gene Ontology annotation, molecular function: sodium:phosphate symporter activity. The record is from RefSeq and is a predicted model, not a curated record.
UGAAGGCAUCACUAUUCGUCUUUAUUUGGAGACACAUUUGAGAUGACUUCUAUAAGGGCUGGCUUCUUCAGUAUGGAGCGGAUUGCAACACAACUUUCCAAACGUUUACAGCAGUGUGAGACAAGGAAGGCGUGUCCUCCUUAUCUGUGAUAUAUACAUUUUCUUGGUGAUGUGACAGCGGCUCAUCAGUGGACCUCAUACUCUUUACCUGAGCACUUACACCUUACCUUACCUUAUGGAACAUGGACUCUUUGGGUCCGCCACAGACAAUGGAGACUCAGAACAACGGGAAAGUCAGAGAAAGCCAAGCCAGCCCAGCACAUUCAACUCUAGACCUUAUCAAUGAGGAGAAGAUGGAGGCAGACCCUUGGGAUAUGCCAGAACUGAAUGACACUGGAGUCCCCUGGUCAGCUCUGGACACCAAAGGUAAAGUCCUGAGGGUGGUGCUGUCUGUUGGGAAACUCUGCCUGUUACUUGGAUUUCUCUACACGUUCAUCUGCUCAUUGGACGUCCUCAGCUCCGCCUUCCAGCUGGUUGGAGGAAAAGCAGCGGGAGACAUUUUACAAGACAACAGUGUGCUGUCCAACCCGCUGGCCGGGCUGGUGAUCGGUGUUUUGGUGACCCUUCUUGUCCAGAGUUCAUCCACCUCCUCGUCCAUAGUCGUCAGUAUGGUUUCCUCGGGAUUGCUCACAGUCCAGCUGGCGGUUCCUAUUAUUAUGGGGACCAACAUUGGCACUUCAGUCACCAACACACUGGUGGCUAUGACGCAGGCCGGGGAGCGCAGCACAUUCCGGAGAGCUUUUGCCGGAGCCACCGUCCAUGACUUCUUCAACUGGCUCUCGGUGCUGGUGCUGCUGCCGCUGGAGGUGGCCACGGGGUAUCUGUAUGUGGUCACAAAACUCAUCAUCGACUCCUUCAAUAUUCAGAGCGGAGAGGCGCCGGACCUGCUGAACGUCAUUACAGACGUGCUCACAGAAUCCAUUAUUCAGCUCGAUGAGACAGUGAUCAGUCAAAUCGCCACCGGAGACCCAGACGCAAGAAACAAAAGUCUCAUCAAGACAUGGUGCAAAACUUUUACCAACACAACGUUGAUGAAUGUGACAGUUCCUGGUCCUGAAAACUGCACUUCUCCGACUCUCUGUUGGUUUGAUGGGAAUCAGACAAUAACCUUGAAGAACGUGUCUGUCACUACCAACGUGGAAAAAUGUAAACACCUCUUCGUGGACGUCCCUCUGUCCGACCUGGCUGUGGGUCUGAUCCUCCUCGCUCUGUCCCUCCUCGUGCUCUGCUCAUGCCUCAUCCUCAUCGUCAAACUGCUCAACUCGAUGCUGAAGGGGCAGGUGGCGUCCGUCAUAAAGAAGAUCCUCAACACUGAUUUUCCGUUUCCCUUCGGCUGGGUUGUGGGAUACAUCGCCAUUUUGGUCGGAGCCGGAAUGACAUUUGUGGUGCAGAGCAGUUCAGUGUUCACAUCUGCAAUUACUCCACUUGUUGGUAUCGGUGUGAUCAGCAUAGAACGAGCUUAUCCACUGUCACUUGGAUCGAACAUCGGCACCACCACGACAGCGAUCCUGGCGGCUAUGGCCAGUCCAGGAGACACUCUGGCCAACGCAUUACAGAUUGCGCUUGUGCAUUUCUUGUUCAACAUCACUGGCAUCGCCCUGUGGUACCCGAUACCCUUCACCAGAGUCCCCAUCCGCCUCGCCAAAAGCCUGGGCAGCAUCACGGCGAAGUACCGCUGGUUCGCCGCAGUCUACAUCAUCUGCUGCUUCUUCGUUCUGCCCUUGUUCGUCUUCGGGCUUUCCGUGGCAGGUUGGCAGGUCCUCGUGGGGGUGGGGGCGCCGCUGCUCGCUCUCCUGAUCAUCAUUGUGAUAAUCAAUGUGCUGCAAAAGCGUAAACCCGCAUGUCUGCCGCCGGCCCUGAGGAGCUGGGACUUCCUGCCUCUGUGGGCCCACUCCCUCGCGCCCUGGGACAAAGUGGUGGACGUGUUUAUCACCAAGUGCUGCUGCUGCUGUAAAUGCUGCCGGCUCCCCGCGGAUCAGGAGACACAAGAAGAGCAGCAGAAGAGUCACAAAGAGGCUUACGACAACCCCGCCAUGGAGCCGGAGCGAGAGCUGGAGAAGGAGAGCGACAGGCAGACUGAUAAAAUAGAGCUCAAGAUUCUCAACAUGACCAGGCUUUGACAUUUCUCACACAAAUCUCAUACUUUUAAAGACUGAGCGCUGGAAUGUAUCUAAGUACAAGUGUGUCUGUACUUUACUUGAGUACAUUUUAAAGAGGAUCAUUUUUACUUCACUACAUUUGAGAGCAGUAUCUGUACUUU